Molecule: messenger RNA, 921 nt
Organism: Pelagomonas calceolata
Lineage: Eukaryota; Pelagophyceae; Pelagomonadales; Pelagomonadaceae
Source: the annotation of a GenBank genome assembly
GACAAGGAGCCAGGCUAGUGUCUUACAGGACGCUAGAUGCGUCGCGGCGGCAGUUUCUAGAGCUACGGGACAGUCUACAUAGGCUCCGGCACGCGCAAGCGUUCUACCGAGACCCAACCUCAGCGGCUUGCGCUUGCUGCACUCUGCCGGCUGUCGGCAGCUGUAUAGACCGACACGCCACUGCUGCAAAAACUCCUCGGACGCCGCCGACGCGGAGCGACCUGACGCCACUGACGUGGAGCCAACCCGACGCCAGCCGACGCGGAGCGGUUCGACAAGAUGGAGUCCUGGGAGCAGCUGCGAGCGCAAGCGAGGAAGAUCGAAGCGGCGUGGAACGCGCCCUCCUCAAUUAGCGUCGCUCGCGGCCGACGGCGACAGCGGCGCCGAGGCGCAGCGGCUCCUGAAGACGGUGGAGGACCACCUCAAGGCGCUGGCGGCGCGUCGCGACUCGCUGCAGGCCGAGGAGGCGCGAGCCGUCGCCGGGCGCGCAAGGCCGUCGUCGAGCGGUGUCGCGCCGUUGUUGUUGAUUAUUCGUCCGACGUCGGCCGCGUCGCUAAACAACUGCGCAAGAACGCGGACCGGGCGAAGCUCUUCGGGCGCGGACGACGUCGUCGACUUGGAGGGCGGGCCGGACCACCUCAAGGGCGUGCACCGCGAGCGGAAGGCGACGACGAACGCGCUGCGAGGAGUGGGCGACGUCAUCGAGCAGGCCCACGAGGCGCAGUCGGACCUGGCGUCGCAGCGCGAGACCCUCGAGGGCUCUACAAACACGGCGCAGUCGCUGACGGACCGGCUCCCGUCGAUCGACUCGAUCAUCCAGAAAAUGCGCCAGAAGAAGUACCGGGAGAACGCCGUCGUCGGCGUGACGGUCGGGUGCUGCGCGUCGUUUUUGCUCUGGGCCGUGCUCGCCGAUGGUGGCGC